UAGUAGUGGGGAUCGAAAAACGGGCGAAAAACAGGGGAAGCGAGCCGUGUACGGAAAGAUACGAGAUCCCUGGUCGCUACUCUUCUAUCUUACGACUUUUGACAGUCGCGCACACUCCAGAUAUUUUAUAUACCUGAAUGGACAUAAGUCAGAGUAUAACCUAGAACAUGUAAACAGUGAGCACGUGGAUUCUGAAGUGGCAAAGCUUACAAUAUUUUUAUUAUUGAUAAAAACAAAUUUAUCGGGUGGAUAAAUUGAGGGAACGUUUUGAGAAACUAUGACCACGGAAGUCGAAAAGAAUCCUUACGCGUACCUCGAGAGGGACGAUUUCACGUCGGAAAAGUAUAAAAUCGAGGUACGCGGUUUGCCAAAGUAUUACGGCAUCGGUGAGUUUAAAAAAUUGUUGAACGAGAAGCUCGAUUUGCAAACGUGCAAGAUAAAGCCACCCAGGCGGGGCAGUGGAUGGCUUUACGUGUGUUUCCGAAACGAGGAAACCCGACAGAAGGCUAUAGAAACGUUAAAUGGGAUUUUAUGGAAAAACAGUAAACUGAGCGCUCAGAUUGCGAAACCUGCACCGGAUCCAUUCGUAAAGAGAAAAAUAGAGGAGAAGGGUGGGAACAAGCGUAUAAAAGUAGACGAGGAUGAUCAGGGUUUGUCCAUCGAAGACAGAGUUAAAUCUACCACUAUUCCUCUUUGGAACAUGCCUUACGCGAGUCAAUUAGAGCUGAAGCAAAAAGAAAUGAGCUCGAUCUUAAAGUCCAUUUGCAAACAAAUGUUGAAAGAGAGCAAAGACGAUCUCUUAGACUGGUUGAACUAUCAGAAAGACAAGUAUCAAGGAAUGCCUUGCGAGCUGCUUCCUAUUUUGAGUACAGAGAAGACUACAGAAUAUAGAAAUAAGUGUGAAUUUACAGUUGGUAGGAACGAUGCCGAAGACAAAGUAGUAAUUGGGUUCAGAUUGUGUAGUUAUGCUUCUGGUUCUACGGCAGUAGGGCCUAUCGAUAAUCUUUGUCACAUUCCUAGCCAAAUGAAAGUCGUCGUUAAGGUGCUCGAGGAGUUCAUGAAUAAUUCUGAGUUGAAACCGUUUGAUCCCGUCGAUCACAGCGGUCAUUGGAGACAAGUCACUGUCAGAGUGACCCUCCGCGGUGACUUGAUGGUGAUUGUAGGGAUGCAGCCGCAGGAUCUGAGUUCCGAAAAGUUGGAACAAUUAAAAUCGGAGCUGAAAGCCUUUUUCGAGGACGGGAACGGCGUCGAGGCUCACGUCACAUCGUUGUAUUUACAAACGAUGACACAAAAAAGCGCCAACGGAGACGGCGGGGACGAUUAUUAUUACAUCAGCGGGACGAGAUACAUAGAGGAAACGUUGUCAGAUAUGAAAUUUCGCAUAUCUCCGCAGGCGUUCUUUCAAGUGAACACGUUGGGCGCUCAGGUGUUGUACAAAGCGGCGAUUGAUUUAGCGAAACCAAGCGCGGACACUUCGAUGCUCGAUAUUUGUUGCGGUACAGGAACGAUCGGUCUUGUAUUUUCCAAGUAUUGCGGCGAGGUAUUCGGUUUGGAAGUGGUCGAGGACGCUAUUAAAGACGCCAAGGAGAACGCUGUUACGAACGACGUGACGAACUGUGAGUUUUUCGUUGGCAAAGCCGAGGAUAUCUUGUAUCCCGUGAUUCGGCGAAUUACCAAACCCGAUGUGAUCGCCGUUGUGGAUCCUCCGCGAGCUGGACUUCAUCAACGAGCUUUGUUGACUAUGCGCAAGACGAAAAAGUUGUCGAGGCUGGUUUACGUAUCUUGUAAUCCUCGAGCGGCUGCAAGGAACUUGGUGGAUUUAGCUAGGCCCGCCUCGAAACAAUACGUCGGAGAACCUUUGGUUCCGACAAAAGCGGUCGCCGUAGACAUGUUCCCGCACACCAAGCAUUGCGAAUUGGUGCUGUGUUUGGAAAGACUGUCGGUAGCUAUGAAAGCGCGCGAUGCCACUUAGCGGCACGCAUAUUUUUAUUGUUAACGAACGAUUCGAAUAAAAAGAUCUCCUGUCGUGUCUGACUUUUAA
Molecule: messenger RNA, 2041 nt
Organism: Ceratina calcarata
Lineage: Eukaryota; Metazoa; Arthropoda; Insecta; Hymenoptera; Apidae
Product: tRNA (uracil-5-)-methyltransferase homolog A
Exons: 8
Coding region: 278-1972 (564 amino acids)
Biological process (GO): RNA processing
Molecular function (GO): RNA binding; RNA methyltransferase activity
Source: RefSeq, a predicted model, not a curated record